Caenorhabditis sp. 36 PRJEB53466 is the source of this 259-nucleotide messenger RNA. NCBI's taxonomy places the organism in Eukaryota, Metazoa, Nematoda, Chromadorea, Rhabditida, Rhabditidae. The record is from the annotation of a GenBank genome assembly.
AUGCGCUCAACUUACGAACCUUCCGAUCCGAAGGCGAAUGGAGUUCCAACUCAAGAGAUUUUGAACGCUGACGACAAAUGGGGACACGGACAGUUUGGGGUGAUUCUGACUGGGAAUGUUCAAGUUUGUCCGGUUUGUUGAUGAACUUAUUCUUUUCCUUAGAAUCAUUAUUUAUCUUUAGAAUCACUUGGAAUACGUUCGAAAUGCGAUGGUCUUCCAGGAAGGCGAGAGAUCUUCACGAAAUUGGCCGAAACCAUGA